CAGAACAGUGAGGAGACAAACCAAUGUGGAUGACUGUGUUUCUGAAAUAUUUGGAAUCAAAUUUAGUUCGUGCCAGACAGCUGAAGUUUUUUUUGUGUGUGGGCUGAUCAGGGUGUGAUAAAGAUAUAUUGAAAUAAACGCUACAGAUUAGAAUUGGGGACGGAGAUUAUACCUCUGAAGGCUCCAGGAGCAAUUUCUGGUUGUCAAAAGCUGCCGAGUUUCCUGGCGUUUAGGUUUGGUUCUAGAGAUUUAUUUUGGUGUUUUCGAUUUCAAUGCACCAUCAAACUGACCGUGGCCAUAGCUGUUUAUGGAGAAUUGAGAAUCAAUUACCUGCCGUAAAGAUGUUAUCAGCACGUGGUUUUGGAAACUUCAGCCUGUUAACCUUGGUGUCCAAGUGAUUCUUGCAGCCAUGGGAUUGCUAAGGAAUAUCUCGAAAAUGCCUUUACCACAUCUCCUGAACAGACUCUACUCUUUGAAAUUAUGUUCAACCCUAACUUGUAGGAGGAUAUCAGACUUACUGUUUUACCAGCCAAAACUGGUUCUGAUGAACAAAAAUGUCCCUAUUAAUUUAUUGAAAAAUCUAUGCCCCCGAAAUUUAUCAUGGAACUCUGCGAGGUGUUUUGCCACAAGUCAGAGUAAUUCAAAAAGCAUGAAAGAUACUUGCAGUAGGAAAUCAAGAACUGAAAAACAAGGUGGUGGGGAUGAUGAGGUGAUAACGGAACUGGACUGUGAAAUAGAAGAGAGUGAAUAUGAAGAACUUCUUCAGGGACAAGCAUUUGCUCCUUCUGAAGGAGGGCACAGAGUAUUUGUUGUUCAUCCAAAUGUUAAGUGGGGAGCAAAGAAACAACAUCUCACAACAGGUGAACUUCAAAUGGCCGAAGCAGUUGCUCUUGUAAAUACUUUGCCCAACUGGCAGGUUGUUGAUAAACUCAUCCUUUCUACAAAAAGUCCAGAUAACAAACUAGUUUUUGGCAAAGGCAAUUUUGAGACUCUUACAGAAAUAAUUAAAGGGAUGCCACAAAUUACUGCAGUAUUUAUGAAUGUUGAAAGACUGUCUGCAAUAUCGGAGAAAGAGCUGGAGUCUACUUGGGGUGUUAAAGUUUUUGACCGGUAUUCCAUCGUCCUUCACAUCUUCCAUUGCAAUGCUCGUACCAAAGAAGCCAAACUGCAGAUAGCACUCGCUGAGAUCCCUUACCUGAGGUCCCAGUUGAGAAAUGAAUUGGCCCAUUUAGACCAACAAGGUGGUGGAUCCAGGUAUAUCAUGGGGUCAGGUGAGACCUUCAUGGAGGCUCAGCAGCGCCUCCUCAAGGGGAGGGAACUGAAGAUUAGAGCAGCCUUGGAGAAGCUAAGACGAAAACGGCAACUGUUGAGAGCUCAACGAAAGCGUAGAGAGUUCCCAGUUAUAUCUGUCAUGGGCUACACUAAUUGUGGCAAAACCACCCUGAUCAAAAGUCUGACUGGAGACUUAAGACUUCACCCCAGAGAUCAGCUGUUUGCUACGCUUGAUGUUACCACUCAUGCUGGCUUGACUCCAAGUCGUAUGACAAUCCUUUAUGUUGAUACCAUUGGAUUUCUCUCUCAACUUCCCCACAACUUAAUUGGAUCCUUUUCAGCAACUCUAGAGGAUGUGGCACAUUCAGAUAUUAUAGUUCAUGUUAGAGACAUAAGUCACCCUGAAACCACCAACCAGAAGGUGAAUGUGUUGAACGUUCUCAAGAAUCUUCAGCUGUCAAAUCAACUUCUAGAUUCUAUUAUUGAGGUCCACAAUAAAAUUGAUUUGGUGGACAGCUAUCAACAAACAGAUCCAAACGCCAUUGCAGUUUCAGCUCUUCAUGGACACGGUAUAGAUGAACUGAAAAGGAAAAUUGAGGAGGCGGUUUUGCAGGCAACGGGAAAGCUGAUCCUCACCAUCAAAGUAAAUUUGGCUGGACCUCAACUGAGCUGGUUGUAUAAGGAAGCCACUGUGCAGGAAGUGGAUGUUUUGCCAGAAGAUGGUUUGGCCAACGUAACUGUUAUCAUCAGUCACUCUGCAUAUGGGAAAUACAGGAAGCAGUUUCAACACUGAAGGAAAUGUAAAUGCUGUUUUUGUACCCCGAGAUUUUACCAUUUUUUGCCUGCCCUCUUGUAGGUGAGGACAUUUUAAAAAGUACUUACUUGCCUCACUGAGAAAUGUGGAGAAUUACACUGAAGUGCAGGAAUCAUUGUUCUGUUGGAAAACUUGCACACAGCAAGAUCCCAUGGAACUAAGUCCUGGAGGUAUUCAUAGCUUUUUCUAAGCAAUCUUUGAUCAUUUCCAAGAGACAGGUACAACCUUUAUCUCAUGCAAAGAAGGGAGGUUCAAAAAUAAGUCAAAAUUUUGUUCAAUAAAUAAAUCACAGAUAUUGUAAAGUACCUAAUAGUGAAACAUUAUUUAUUCCACUCCACUUACUUGGGGCUAAUCUAUUUGAUGCAGGAUUGCAGAAACCUGAAACAUCAGCAGUUUCUUUCAUCCCUCCGACACUGCUCGACCAGUUGAGUUCCUCCAGCAGAUUGUUUGUUGGGCUAAAGUUUUUAAUAAUUUUUACAACAUGGGUAUGUUUUAAUCCCAUGGUUAGAGAAAUGUAGUGGACUAAUAUCUCUGUUCCAGAACAGCACGAAGAGCUGCGUGUUAGUGCAGCAGGUAGGGUUGUGAACUCAUAGUUACCCUGACCCCAGAGUGUCCCUGUGAUGUGAUUUCUCCCCACAUCCCAAAGACAUGCAGGUUGGUAGGUUCAUUAACUAUAAAUUAUCACCCAUGUAGAUGGGUGAUUGAAGAAUCAAGGGUAGAGUGAAAGAAUAGGUUAGAGGGAAAGAAAUGACAAAAUGAGAUUGCCCCUGGAGCUGGCAUUGAUGGGCCAAAUGGCUCCUUGUAUGAAUAUGAACAUUUAAAGCUGAAAAUGGUGUGCAGCAGGAGCAGUCGUGGACCUUGAUAGUAAAGUUCACAAAGCUGACCAAUCUUCCAUCAAAUAGUUGUGUAUACACUUAUGAAGAAGUAAGAUUCAUUCACAAAGUGCAAAAACAAGGGAUUCUGCAGAUGCUGGAAAUCUGGAGCAACACACAAAAUACUGGAGGAAUUCAGCAUCUAUGGAGGGAAAUAAACAGUCGACAUUUCAGGUCAAGACUCUGCAUCAGGACCCAAUCAUCUUCAAAAGGACCUGAUCAAGGAUCUUGCCCCGAAAUGUCAAAUUGUUUAUUCCUCUCCAUAGAUGCUGCCUGGCGUGUUGAGUUCCUCCAGCGUUUUGUGUGUGUCACUGUGCAUUCAACAUCUUCAAAUAGAG
This is a messenger RNA of Hypanus sabinus (Atlantic stingray), 3296 nucleotides long. It is a transcript of the gene gtpbp6, whose product is annotated as GTP binding protein 6 (putative). The record is from RefSeq and is a predicted model, not a curated record. The transcript has 10 exons. Gene Ontology annotation, molecular function: ribosome binding; GTP binding. The coding region runs from base 410 to 2065 and encodes 551 amino acids. Lineage: Eukaryota; Metazoa; Chordata; Chondrichthyes; Myliobatiformes; Dasyatidae. Gene Ontology annotation, cellular component: cytoplasm.